Ornithodoros turicata is the source of this 729-nucleotide messenger RNA. RefSeq lists its product as uncharacterized. The record is from RefSeq and is a predicted model, not a curated record. The transcript has a single exon. NCBI's taxonomy places the organism in Eukaryota, Metazoa, Arthropoda, Arachnida, Ixodida, Argasidae. The coding region runs from base 1 to 729 and encodes 242 amino acids.
AUGGACACUGAACAAGUCCCCAUGAGGAGUCCAGAGUGCCCAGCGAUGACGUCUGAACGCAUUUAUUACAUGCCGCAUCACGAAGUUAUGAAGGAGCAGUCGUCGUCGACCAAAAUUCGGAUAGUUUUCGACGCGUCGUCUCACGCCCGCGCUUGCACUUCACUGAACGACCACUUAGAAAAGGGUCCUAAGCAGCACCCAGAUCCGGAUGAAGUCCAUAGGAAUGACCGGAGAUAUCCAGAAAGCUUCCUAUGGUUCGACGAAAUUUCACCGCACUCAGCUAACACAGAAAAUAUUGUAGAGUGGCGCAUGACCAGAGUGCCGUUCGGUACCACCGCGAGUGCGUUCCUGCUUUCUGCCACUCCCAAUCAUCAUUUGGCCAAUGCAGGGCAGCGGUUCAAACGGACUGCAGAAAUUAUGAUGAAGUCCUUUUAUGUGGAUGAUCUUGUCUUCGGAGCCGAUUCUGCUGUUGACGCUUUACAGCUAUACAACGAAGCAAAAAUUAUCUUGUGCAGUGCGAAAAUGGUGUUGAAGAAAUGGUCGUCAAAUUCUCCAGAGCUACGAGAUAAGUUCCAACAAGACGGGGUAAGCGCCCCUACACAGCCAUUCUGUUCCAAAAUAAAGGUCCUCGGAAUAGUGUGGAAUACACAGGACGAUUGUCUAGCGGUCGACAUCGAGGGCAUCCUAAGGGCCAGUUCUCACUUGGCGACGCCCGACGCGGCGACGUGA